Penicillium diatomitis is the source of this 531-nucleotide messenger RNA. RefSeq lists its product as uncharacterized. Bases 1 to 531 code for a protein of 176 amino acids. The transcript is spliced from 2 exons. The record is from RefSeq and is a predicted model, not a curated record. NCBI's taxonomy places the organism in Eukaryota, Fungi, Ascomycota, Eurotiomycetes, Eurotiales, Aspergillaceae.
AUGCUUUGCCUCCUGCCGCGCUAUACGUGGUUCCCAAACGGCCAGGCGCACUAUGAUGGUCCCCCAUUAGGGCUAUCAUGGCAUGAUUCGGGCGACCAUCUCCCUGAGGACAAGGAACGCUUGCUAAGGGACUUUGACUCAGCUUCGUUCUCGUCCGAUCCCUUCAAUAUGCCCUUCACGGCCACAACUGAUGGGAACUACCUGAGCACCCAGAAUAGUACAUAUGCCAAUCAGGAAGAGGGCCGUGAUCAACGAGUCGGAGGGCUCGCUUCCAUCAUGUCUGUCAACAACGGCGUUCGGUACCACGCACCGCAACCUGCAUUGCAGGAUGUGCACUACACCAAUCCGUCUGCCCUUGCCAUGGCCUCUUCUGAUUCCUGCUCCGGUAUGUUUCCAGACUCCUUUAGCCUCCUGUCUUCUUUACGGUUGGAACAGAACGCCUCUAACAAUGGUGAGAAGAACCAUUCGCGCUCAACCCGGCUUCUCUAUAUCCCCAUGUACCUCACCAACAGUACUCGUUUGACCGUCUGA